CUCUGUGUGUCCAGACUGAGAGCCUUGUCCAGUGGGCCAGAGUGCCUUUUGUCUGUUGAUAUGAUCAGAGGACUGGAGGAAGUGAAGGAGCUUGAGAGAGUUUUUCUGUCAACCUCUGUGUCUCCUCUUCCUGCCGCCGCCGCCGCUCUCAAGGAGACUUGAAGAGGGCUAUCUGUUUCCCUCUAUUCUGCUCUGCUCCAACAGGGCAGACCGCUCACCAUGAAGGGCACAGGGCAGAAUAGAGGAUGUCUGCAGAUGCAUUUGGAGCCGGGGGCAGCGAUGCCCAACAAACCCUGCAGUCCUUCUGGCCUCGUGUCAUGGAGGAAAUCAGGAACCUGACUGUGAAGGAUUUCCGCGUGCAAGAGUUGCCUCUUGCUCGAAUCAAGAAAAUCAUGAAGCUGGAUGAGGAUGUCAAGAUGAUCAGCGCAGAGGCCCCGGUCCUGUUUGCCAAGGCGGCUCAGAUCUUCAUCACGGAGCUCACCCUCAGAGCAUGGAUCCACACCGAGGACAAUAAGAGACGCACGCUACAGAGGAACGACAUUGCCAUGGCCAUAACAAAGUUUGACCAAUUUGACUUCCUGAUUGACAUUGUGCCCCGCGACGACCUGAAGCCACCUAAACGACAGGAGGAGAUGCGUCAGUCAGUAGCUCCAGCAGAGCCGGUGCAGUACUACUUCACUCUGGCCCAGCAGCCCGGAGCUGUACAGGUGCAGGGCACACAACAGGCCCAGCAGCCCGGUGCACAGACAGCCACGACCAUCCAGCCGGGACAGAUCAUCAUCGCACAGCCACAGCAAGGACAGAUGCUGCAAGGUGCCACCAUGCAGCAGUUACAGCAAGUGCAGGUGCAAUCACAGGGCACACCCAUCACGAGUGCACCCGUGGCCAUGCAGGUGAGUGAGGGCCAGCAGGUACAGAUUGUUCAAGCUGCGGCAGCCCAGGGUCAAGCCCAGACGGCUCAAGCACAAGGCCAGACCAUGCAGGUCAUGCAGCAGAUCAUCACCAACACAGGAGAGAUCCAGCAAAUCCCGGUGCAACUAAACACAGGCCAGCUACAGUACAUUCGUCUCGCCCAGCCCGUCUCUGGAGCGCAAGUGGUCCAAGGACAGAUUCAGACUCUCGCCAACACCCAGCAGAUCACACAGACAGAGGUACAGCAAGGACAGCAGCAGUUCAACCAGUUUACUGAUGGACAGCAGUUGUAUCAGAUUCAGCAGGUGACGAUGCCAGCAGGACAGGAACUGACCCAACCAAUGUUCAUUCAGUCUACCAACCAGACAGCUGACGCACAGGUCACGCAGGUCAGCACCGACUGAGCCCAGCCGGGAAGCUUUUCUCCACACACACACACAAAACAUGCAUACCAGCCCACGUGACACCGACAGAUGCCACCAACUUCGACAACGGAAGCUUGAUAACUUUGAUUUUAAGCACUGCUCACAUAGACAAGGGACCCGAAAUAUUGUAACUCUCUCUUCUUUUGUAAUAAAUUUAGUACACUGGAUAAGAAAACCAAAUGGACGCUGAUUGACUCUCUCAGUAUCUCAUGUUAAGUUACAUCCAUGCUUAGACAUUUUUUGUACUUUUGUCACCCACACCUGUAGUGAAAAUCUGCAUCACUGCCACAGUCCCUGACACCAGUCUCUCCACAAACCAACUCCAUUCUUCCUGUCUUUUUUAAACACAAAAAAAAUAUGUGUGUUACUCCUGGCGCCUUCCUUUCUGCUCUCCAUUUGGAAAUGAAUCAGGAAAGUGUCUGUCUCUGUCCACACGACCUGCUCCUGGUGUAUCUGUGUUUGAAGGUAGCCACCACAUUCUUCACCUCCCGCUUUUCUUCCUGGAAACCAUGAAUCAUACCCUGGUUAUUGUUUUUCAUGUAGUCGAGGGAUGAAAUGAAGCCAUAUACCUCAGAUAUCACUUUUUACAGCAAGUCAGUCUACGGGAACUCAAGAAGAGGUUAUAAGGAUUAACGCUAAUUUCAUCUAGUUUCUCUUUUGUGUCAUUUUCCACAUUGACGAUGAAGCGCGACUUUGUUGUAAGGGUUUCAAACUGUUGAGGUUAGCUGCGUGUGUGUGAGCUUGCAUUUCAAGCACCCACACCGCAGUCUUCUUUACUCUUCCAUUUUCAUCCUUUCCUCUCAUUCGCUCUUUCCUCAACCCUCUGUCUUUAGAGCAGGGAGCAUUUUCUCUGCCUCUAUGCAGUUUCACACAACCUUCCUACGCGGGUGGUUUUGGAGUCUUGUGCCCUGGUUUAUGUCUCAUGUACAAACACAUGACUCCGUCUGGAGCAAAAAAAAAACAUCCUUUUUAUAGAACUCUUUUUUUUUUUUUUCAAUGCAGUUGUUUUUCUCUUGUUUUCGAGAUGUUAGGCCUCAUACCUUCCCCAUCAUUUUUUAAUGUACAGUAAUGAUUAUUAUCAACGUUCUUAUUAUUGUUGUUUUUGCAUGUAGUUCAAACUGCCAGCAUGACAUGCAAUAGAUAGGUACAAUUUUAUUUUUGACGUUACUUUUUUGUAAACAAACUUUGUUUGUGAGAAAAAAUAAAAACCAUAACUUGU
Molecule: messenger RNA, 2556 nt
Organism: Chelmon rostratus (copperband butterflyfish)
Lineage: Eukaryota; Metazoa; Chordata; Actinopteri; Chaetodontiformes; Chaetodontidae
Gene: nfyc
Product: nuclear transcription factor Y, gamma
Exons: 11
Coding region: 246-1316 (356 amino acids)
Biological process (GO): regulation of DNA-templated transcription
Cellular component (GO): nucleus; CCAAT-binding factor complex
Molecular function (GO): DNA-binding transcription activator activity, RNA polymerase II-specific; DNA binding; protein heterodimerization activity
Source: RefSeq, a predicted model, not a curated record